This is a messenger RNA of Trichomonas vaginalis G3, 2160 nucleotides long. RefSeq lists its product as uncharacterized. The record is from RefSeq and is a predicted model, not a curated record. The transcript has a single exon. Lineage: Eukaryota; Parabasalia; Trichomonadida; Trichomonadidae. Bases 1 to 2160 code for a protein of 719 amino acids.
AUGAAUUACACAGAUAUUGAUAAAAGUUGUUAUUCAAGUGACGGAAAAAUUCUUACAAAAGUUACUGAUACAUCGCUCUACCUUAGAAUAUCAUCCAAAUGUGAAAUUAUCCAAGAUAAUUGCUUUAACGAACUCAAAACUUUAUCUUCCUUUUCAUUUCAAGAAAAUCCUAACUUAACGACAAUUGGAAGUGAUAGUUUUUCUUACUGUACAAAUCUUGCCAUAAUAAAUCUAUCAUCAUGCAACAAACUUACAAAAAUAUCUUCUUCUGCAUUUUGUUUCUGCACUAAUGUCAAUCAGAUACUUUUACCAGAAGGACUCUUUGAAAUAGGAGUCAAUGCAUUUCAAUUUAAUUAUUACUUGACCAGUAUAGUCAUACCAGCAUCUGUUAAAAUAAUAGGUAAUUAUGCAUUUUAUUACUGUUCUAGACUGCAAAAUGUUACUUUUGAAGAAGGAACAAAUUUAACUUCAUUAGAAUAUUUUGAAUUUACUCAAACUUCAAUUACUUCGUUUCAAAUUCCUGAAAAAGUUUCUAAAGUCAGUGCAGUAGCAUUUAAAGAUGGACAAUUAAAAAAUCUUACAGUUCAUGGUAAUAAUAACUACUUAACAACAGAUGGAAAUGCUGUUUAUUCAAAAAAUGAAAGUAUUUUAUUUUUUAUUUUAAACAAAACAGGAUAUAAAAUUCCAACCUCAGUCACAACUAUUGAAGAAUAUUGCUUUUAUGAAUCAUCUAUCAAAACAAUUAUAAUUCCAGCAAAUGUGAAAAGAAUUGUAAGAUAUGCUUUCAUGAGUUGUCAUAGUUUGAUAAAUGUUACUUUUUUAGGUCCAAUAGAUUACUUUGGUGAUUGGGUAUUUGCUGAUUGUGAAAAUCUUGAACUAAUUAAAUUCCCUAAUUCACCAAUGACUGUUAGUGGAUGUGAAUUUGUUACAAAGAAUGAUUUGCCAAAAGUCAAAUUGACAUUCACUUGCAAAACUCUAUUUUCAUUAAAAAUAAUUUUCAGAUAUACAAAUGUUUCAAUUUCAUAUCUAAAUGAACCAAAUCUUAUUAUUACACCAGAUUGCUCGAUUAUGAAUUCUGAUCAAACCAUAAUUUAUGAAUAUUGGGGAUAUCUCUCUAGUAUUACAAUUCCUAAAACUGUUAGAAAAAUCAACAAAAAAGCAUUUGAAAACUCUACAAUUGAGAAUUUUUAUUUCACAAAAGAUUCUCAAAUCAUUGAUAUAGAAAAUGAUGCAUUUAGAAAUUGUUCAAAUCUGAGAUCAUUUAAUUAUUCAUUUCCUAAUUUACAAACAUUAGGAAUGUCAUCAUUUAAAGAUUGCAUUAAUUUACAAUCAAUUACAUUUUCAUCACCACUUUUGACUGUUAUGAAUAAUGCAUUUGAGAAUUGCAUCAAAUUAAAUACUGUUAAAAAUAUUUCAAAUAUUAAUGAUAAUUGUUUUUGUGGAUGUACUAAUUUAGAAAAAGUUACAAUUCAAGAAGGAUCAAUAAGGAUCGGAAUUAAAUCAUUUGAGAAUUGUUCUUCAUUAGAAAGUAUUAAAAUUCCACAAUCUAUUAAAACUAUUUCCAAAUAUUCAUUUCUUUAUUGUAAGAAACUAAAAUCAAUUAUAUUCAAUGAAACAAAUUCACUUGAUUUUUUUUCAAUUAAUUCUAUUUCAGAAUGCAAUUGUCUUACAAAUAUCAGUAAUUUUUCAUCAGAUAAAUACAAAUGUAUUGAUAAUACUUUAUACUACAAAAACAAUACUAAAUGGGAACUUAUUUUUCAUUUGAGUCAAUCAAAAGACAAAGAACUCGACAUUAGUUGCGAUGUUAUCUGUAGUUAUUCAUUCAAUUCUAGCAACAACAUUGAGAAAAUCAAUAUUACAUCAGAAAGUGUUUCUGUUAUUGAACAUUACUCAUUCAACAACUGUCUUAAUCUCAAAUACAUCAAUUUCCCACUUUCAGUUUCAGAUGUUGAGACUCAAGCAUUCCAUGAGUGCAAAUCUCUUCAAUGUCCGCUUAUUGAGAACACAUCUCCUGGUUAUGUUCAAAUGAUUGUUGAUUCAGGAAUUCCACGAAGACUUAUGAUUUCAUGUCAUAUUGCUCAUGUUUCCAAGAAUCUUUUAAGUCUCAAAUCUUUACGUUACCCUUCUAUACAUCUUUUCUGGAAACAUCUUUCUAAAUAA